AUGAGACGGGAACACAUCAGAUUGGAUCUCUACCCAAAAUACCCACCUCUGGACAAGACAAAUGAAGGCCAGAGGGCAACCCAUCCCACCCCAGCCAACUACAAAGCUGCUGAAGAGCAAAUACUCAAGGAUUUCACCUUACUCACUUACAGCCGACUCGCGCUGUAUGAACGUCCCCCAAAAGACACCCCAACAAUAAAACAGGAGGAAUCUCAGGUCCCAGUCCAGAAUUUUGUGGUUACAAAUGAACUAAGCGAGCCGGACAAACCCAAAAAGCCCAAAUGUAUCUUCAUUGCUUAUGUUCAGUUCACACCGUCUGAGGAGCUCACUGAAGAGGACAAGUACAACCUCAACUCUCUAACCACAUUCCUACAUAACUCUCAAAACUUUUUAAAUCCUGUCAACCUCCUUCGCAAAAUCUUUUGUUGCCGGAUGUGGACGAUUGGCUGGUGCAAGUCCCAAACUACUGGUGAAGUGGCUGGAAGAUAUGUCAAUACAUUAGGCAUCAACAAAAAUCCCCUUUCAGAUCUAGAUAAUCUUAUUAACGGAAUUUCUGCAAGUGAUUUAAUACACAAGCUGUUUUAUUCCAUCUCAGAUGCCGCUGUGGAUGCAGCAAAUGCGCUACUUACAUGCUUGGGCCUUCCAGGCUACUGUGAUCCCAACUUGAAGAGAUCAACAUCUAAUUGCUUUGCCUCCAACCUGGCUUUUACUCGAUAUGCAUUUUCCAACCAACCCCACUGCAAUGACAAUAAGACAAAAAUGGUGUAA
This is a messenger RNA of Puccinia graminis f. sp. tritici CRL 75-36-700-3, 768 nucleotides long. RefSeq lists its product as uncharacterized. The record is from RefSeq and is a predicted model, not a curated record. Bases 1 to 768 code for a protein of 255 amino acids. NCBI's taxonomy places the organism in Eukaryota, Fungi, Basidiomycota, Pucciniomycetes, Pucciniales, Pucciniaceae. The transcript has a single exon.